Columba livia (rock pigeon) is the source of this 7884-nucleotide messenger RNA. RefSeq names its product chromobox 7 (gene CBX7). Gene Ontology annotation, cellular component: PRC1 complex. Gene Ontology annotation, biological process: negative regulation of transcription by RNA polymerase II. Lineage: Eukaryota; Metazoa; Chordata; Aves; Columbiformes; Columbidae. The transcript is spliced from 6 exons. Bases 251 to 985 code for a protein of 244 amino acids. The record is from RefSeq and is a predicted model, not a curated record.
UCCACCCCCCCGCGCGCGCCGGGGAAAACGUUGCGCAGGUUCUAAAGCGGGGCGGGGGGAGGGGGCGCGGCCGCGCGCGAGGGGGCGUGUGUGUGGGAGCGACGGGUAACGGCCGCCAGCGGGUAACGGCCGCCGCCACCACCGCCGCCGCGCGGGGCAGCCCCCCGCCGCCCACCGCCUUGCGACAGCCAGCUCCCCCGGCCGCGGGGCCGCCGGUGGCCGGCGCCAGCGCCGCUGUCCCGCCCGCUGCAUGGAGCUGUCGGCCAUCGGGGAGCAGGUGUUCGCGGUGGAAAGCAUCCGCAAGAAGCGCGUGCGGAAGGGCAAAGUAGAAUACCUGGUGAAGUGGAAAGGAUGGCCUCCAAAAUACAGCACAUGGGAGCCAGAGGAUCAUAUCUUGGACCCUCGCCUGGUAGUGGCUUAUGAAGAAAAGGAAGAGAGAGACCGUGCAUCAGGGUACAGGAAAAGAGGCCCCAAACCAAAGCGUCUCCUACUGCAGCGGCUGUAUGGCAUGGACUUGAGGAGUGCCCACAAGGGAAAGGACAAGCUUUGUUUCUCUCUUGCGCGGAGGUUUGGAGGAGGAGACAAUAGCCUGCCAGGGGCCAAGCCAGGACAGGCAGAGUUCUCUGAGAAGACUGGAGGAUCAGUCCUGCCAUUCUCUCUUCGGAAGCAACGCAAAAACCAGAAGUAUCUGCGACUGUCAAGAAAGAAGUUCCCCCGCAUGGCGAGCCUGGAGAGCCGAAACUGCAGGCAUGACUUCUUCCUGAAUGAUGCAGUGGGUUUAGAGGGCAGCCAGGGCUCUGAGGACUGGGAGACCAUGCAGCACACCAGCAAAGAAGCAGAUGUGGAUGGCAGUCUCCCUUGGAUUCCCACUGUGCCCCCCAGCGAAGUGACAGUGACAGACAUCACUGCAAACUCCAUUACCGUCACUUUCAGAGAAGCACAAGUGGCUGAGGGCUUCUUCCGAGACCGGAGCGCACCGUUCUGAAUCUCCAUUUUCAGUGCUCCCCAAAACCAGUACUUUUAGGGUGGGGCUAGGGGGAAGGGUUAUUUUACCCUGAAGAAAAAAAAUCCAAAAUGUCACCUCUUAAAAUGUUUACAGAAACCUUUUUUCUUUUUUUUCCUUUUUCCCCCCUUUCAGAUACGCAAAAAAAAAAAAAAAAAAAGCAGUGUAGGGGGUGUGUGUUUGUCAUUGCUUUGUCCAUCUGAAAAACUGACGUCCCUUUCCCUGGCAAAGACUCCCCUCCUAGAUGUGAAAGCAGCAAGCUGAACAAUCUGCCUUUUAUCCUGUUAAGUGGUGGCAGCUGCAUUUGUGGGGAGAGGGCAUGUGGAGGUGGAAAGAGAGCUGGAUCUCUAGCUUGCCGCCUUGCUCUGCAACUGAUCCCUUGGAUAAAGAUUAUUGUCUGUGCAUUGCUCUUCCCACCUUCCUCCUCCCUCUCUUCCUGCAGCAGUGAGAGGUGAUGUAUCCUACCUGUGUAGAUAACUCCAGCCUAUUAAGACUUUCUCUCCAGUACUGUUUUCCCUGUGGCCUGCUGUCAGGACAUCAGAACCAUCUUUGCCUGUCUGUGGUUAACCCAGUCUUUGCAGCAUGGGUCUGUAUAGACAGCAGAGGUUUCUCCCUUUGUUUGUUGAUCAUGUGGAAAGACUGAAAUGCAUCUCUGAAAUCUAGAUUGGCGACAUAAAUUCAAUUUGCCCUCAUUAAAUGCCCAGAAAUGCAGCGCAGUCGAGACAUACCGUUCUGUAUAUGCUAAACAGGAUUUCUAGUCUUGGCUGAGCUGUGUAAGGAAUGUGUUAUGGAAAGUGGGGUGUUCUUACCCUUUGCCAAAUUCAGUAUUAAUAACAAAUGCUGCCCUGAAUCUCUGGUAAUAAGUUGGUUGAAAACUGACUCUUCUCCCCUGGGAGGAGAGGCUAAGAGGACAACCGAAGCAUUGCCUGGCACUGCAAAGAUAUCCAGGAUACUGGCACAGGCCCAGGACACAGGAAUUGGACAGAACUGAGCUAGAAACGGACCUCUGAUUAGCAGCAAAUUCUGUUCUUGGAUCCCAUUGAGAGAUCCAAGGUAAACAACAUGUGCGGAAGACAUGUAUUAGAUUUGAGGAGGGUUAAAAAAAAAUCUUAAAUCUUAGCAAUGAGAAUUCUUGGAUUGUACUGCCCAAGUAAUAUUUUUCCGUGACUCCGGUCUCCUCACAGUAUCUGUGAUCCUGUACUACUUACUGAUGGGAACUUCCCCUUGGAAGGCUUAAAAAUCUUUGCCAAGGAAAGCAGUCUGCAUUUCAAUAGACCCUGCCUGAUCUUGCACUUAAAAUGCCUUGUGCUGGACUGCCUGUGACACUUUGAGGUUUUUGAAGAAUUGCUGUAUUUUGAUUUGGUAGUUUAGCAUAGCAUCUGUUCUUGCACAUGCAUGUUCUCUUCCAUAUUUUUAAAAGCAAAUUUUAUUUAAAUAACUUUUUAAAUAUAGUCCUUUUCCUAUGGAAAGCAAGAAAAGUAAGCUAGAGUCUAAGGUGGGAACUGCAGGACAGAGUGCUGCAGGGUAACAUUGGGUACUGUUAUUAUUACUGUCCUUAAAUCCUUUGUUUCCUCACCCCACCUGAAGCAUUUCGUAUCUGCUGUCUUUAUUCUAUAUGAAGCUACGAGCCUUUUGAGCUCUGAGCUAAAGACACUUGUGGAAAUCCUCAGUGUGUUUCUUUGAAGGGCUUAGCUGCUGGCCUGCAGAAUUUGGGAGCUCUGGGGCAUCUGGUCCUCCACACAUCUACUUUUUGCCAAGUGCUUGGACUGCCCCUGUGGUUUCUAAAAGUAGGUUUUACCUCAGAUAGGAUAUGGCAGCUCAGUGUAGACUUAGGAUUUCCCCUUCCAUCUCAGAGAGCUGUUUGAUCAGGCCUGUCUUCUACUGUGUCACAACGGUUUCGGGACCACUGGGAAGAUCUUGAAUUUCUGGACUAGCCUUUUGUCUCCCAAAUAACUGACGAAUGAGUUUUAUUAUGGAGAAAUCUGAGAGGGUGAGAAGUGGAACCUGAGGGGGGAAUUAUGUGGUGGGAGGAAGAGUGAGUGGGAAAGAAGCUUGCAAUAGCUAGCAAGGGCAAAUUGAUGAGGUAAAGCAUACAGGCUCCGGAUGUUUGUUGAACGUGGGUGUCCAGAGCGAGGCGUCUGUAUCUGGAGUUGCACCCUCUUUUGCAGGAUGUGGGGUCAGACUGUGUUGUCAUCAUCACUCCCCCACACACACCCACAUACCCUUUCUACCCAACAUUUGCCAAAUCUGAAUACCUGCAUCUUUCUUUGGGUGUGAGCAGUGGACGUACCACAUAUCUGAGUCUGCUCUUGGGGGUUGUAGCAGGUCAGGUAGUUCUGGUUGCAGAAGUGCAAUAUUUUUAGCUUAUUUUUUAAAGUCUUGAAUUCCAGCUCAUCCUGCUAAAUCUUCAUGGCAUUUAUAGAAUCUGGUUUCUUUAUUCUAAUGCAACCACUGUUGCCUUUGUCCUGUCUUUAUCUCAGUGUACAAACACACCAAAAAAAGCUUCCUGUUUACCAAAGUUCCUGGCUUUGGUGAACAUUGGAAGCAAUACCAAUCCUGCGGCAGGAAAGAGCUUGUCCUAAUACACUGGAUUUCCAUCCUCUGUUUUUCUCGCCACUCACCAGCUGAGACUUCUCAAUGUUUUGUUUUGGCAUUUCUCUUUAAACAUAUUUUCUUCCUCUUGCAGUAGAGUUUUCAAAGACCUGUGUUUGUCUUUCAAAGAGGAUCCACCCACAGCUUCAUAUCUUAAUCAUUUUUUGGAUGAAGCUAGCAUGCGUUCUGUUGGUGACUAAUCAUCUUGCUACACGAAGUGUUGAACAAAGUACCUGGCUACCAUGCUGCUUUGCAUACAGGUCAAUGAGGAGUUAACCCUUAUCAGGUUACGAUGCAACAAGUUGCAUGUGCGUGGGUUUGGUUUUGUGUAUGUGAGGAGGAGUUUGUGGUAGGAAACUAAGCAGUUACUGUGUUGGAGUGGACUUUUUUGACGUUCAUGAAUUCUUACUCAUGUUAAAGAUCUUUUUGAGAAGAUUUUUCUCUUGAUCUUUUUAAAAUGUGGCUCUGUUCCAUAUCAUCUGGUGACAUAUCAUAAACUUCCUUGGUAGAGCUGGUCCUCACAGACUUUAAAAUGAGCUUUAUUCCACUUCUGCAGGUGUAGAGAUGUAUGUCGGUUUUACUUGUAAUGGCAAGAGAGGUUGUCUGGGUUUACUUGUCUCUUCUCCCCCACACCAUCCAUCUGCGAGUUCAACCCAAAAUCUGAAAAUUGAGUUGGGACCUCUUGGACUAACAUAUCAUGAAAAUCAGAUGCUGUGCUUAGAGUUUCGUUAAGCAUUCCGUUUGAUUAGAAGAGCCAGAAUAGCAUCCAGCUGAAGCUGAGUUUAAUAAUUCUAUUUAAAGCACAAGCCAAGAAUAGAAAUGGGUUAACUCUCCCAUACCUCAUUUGGCUCCAUGGCUGUAAACAAGAAAAUCAAACUUCAGCCAGUGGAAAUUACUGAACUGUAUGCAAGAAACAAACUUCUUGAAGAAGAGCUCUUCUAAUAGUGAUUCUUAGAACUGUUUCCAUUUGAGAAUUUACCAGCCACAUUUUGGGGACAGAAAAUUUUAUUUUGUAGAUCUUCUCAGAGUGAUCUCACUAUAUAUGAUGUGACAGAACUGAGGGGCUUCAUGAGAUUGGAAAACCUUUAUUGUUAAUGCUGUCUUAAAAAAAAAAAAAAAAAGAGGAAAGGACUGCCUCUGUUCCUGGAUGGUUAUAAACUAGAUAUUGUUGUACUGAUACAUGUGAUACCUUGGAACAGCAAGUUUUAACACAUAAAUAGUGGCAUUAAGUAGCCUUUUAGCUCCUGCAUGCUCCUUAUUGUCUUGGAUUUGCUUGGGGGCCCUUCUGCUUGUGAAGUCAGACCAAGGUGGUUUUGGUUUUUGUUUUGUUUUCUCUUUUUCAAGCAAGGCCAGGAUAUUAUUGUGAGAACACCCAAAAGCAGUUCCUUUUGCCAAAAUAAACCCAAAUUUGUUAGUGAAUUGACCCUUGCUUAUGUUGGAGCCUCAGACAGAAAGAAGCUUAUUGAGAAACGAGUGGCUUUUUUUGUUGUUGUUAGUGUUGUGAAAUUGUCUGGAAUUGUUCUUCUGGUGUUUUGUGACUGAAUGUAUAAAAUUGUUUGUUCACCUCACAGGGGGCCCUUGGCCCCAGUGCUGUUUCCUGCUGUACGCCAGCUAGUGCUGUUUGUUGGUUUCACUGGAACAGAGAAGGGAGGCCUCACACAGGUCAAAAAAUAGGCAGGGUAGCUCAUGCAGGACCCUCGGUGGUAGCCACAACAGAGGCCAGGGUGCGGAAGGCAGUGGCAAGAGUUGUCAGCCACAUCCAUGUAUUUAAGCAAAGCUAAAUCUACCACCACCUCUCCACCCCUUCCUCUCCUCUCAAACUUUAGGUUUGUGCUUUCUGAAUUAGGCAAAGUGCAAAAACCUAAUUUUCUAAAUCGAACUGGUAUCUACCCAUCUUCUGUUCCUCCCUCGCUUAACUGUAGCCUAAGAAGAAGGCAGUGAGCCUUUCUAGAAAAAUAGUAGGGGCAGCUGCCUCAGAGUUGCUGUGCCGAGGUGGCUGAGGACAGGCUUUUGGGUGCAGUUGAGAGAGAAGGCAUGUUAGAAGUGCAGAGAACUUGUGAAGCUGGUCCCUUGCAUCAGUGGGUGGAUGCCCUUGGAGUUAUGAGUGGGCCCUCUGUAGAGGAGGUGGUCAGUGCUGCAUUUAUGUAGCUGUCUUUCAUCAUUUGUGAAAGCAAAGGAGAUGGGGACAUUGACAGCUUGUGUAGGGCAACUUCUACAUGGAAAUGUAUAGCAUUAGCACAUAAAGGUAGAGGGAACAUGUCACUUUUUCCAUGCUUGUCAUAAAACAGUUGUUCCCAAGGGCAUGGUAAAUUUGUUUUGAGACAAUAGCUUAUGAUCAAGAGACCAUGUUGUCCUCUGCCUGCUGAACUUGCUGUCCUCACAGAGAGAGAGUGAACCUUCUGGGUGUCGAACCACCUGCAUUCUACCCAAGCAGUUGGUCAAGAUGGGAAGGCCUACAAAACAGCCCCGGGACAACUGGAAGGAGAGAGAAGCAAUCACUUAAAAAUGAAUUCAGACCCUUCAAAUCCUUUCCUUUAACAAGCACUUCCUGGAGUGAUGACCCCUUUUUCUCUUCCAGUUCUCUUUCCCUUGCACUCUUAAUUUUUUAAAGUACAGUGGCUUAGCAGGGAGCAGUGGGAGAUGAUCCCUAGUUAACUGUGUGUUGUAGAGAGGAGCAGGGCUCAGUGGGAGCAUGUAAUGGCUGAGCCAGGGGAGAUGGAUUGCUACCAAGUUGGGAUGGGGUAGAAGCUUUGCUGCUGAGGUUGUUUCCAUCUGCCAUGGGCUGCUCUGCAAAGAUGCUGGGGGUUCUGGUCUGAGGGUGCCAGACGGAUAUUGAAGGGGAGAGCUCAUAAGGUGGUUUGGAACCUCUGUCACAACAUAUGUCGUUACUGGGGUAGCAGAGUUUUGACUAGGAGGGAGAUUUUGCAGAAGGAGGAGGUGGAAAGCCUUUUUUAUUAUUAUUAUUUUUUUAACCAGAAAAUGUAGUGUCAGCACAAAGCAGCUUUUUGCAAAUCUGUCAAAAUGUUAAGCAGCUUUUUUUUGCUUUUAAAUCUGAAGUAUAUUUUGAAGCACUUUGGAAAUGCAAAGUACUAGGAGUGCUAAGUACUCCUUAUCGUCUGUCUAAAAGUGGCAUUUGAAAAGCAAAAGAUGUAUCUGUUUCAGGAUGCUGGCUGCUCCUUAUCAUUUUUCCAGAGCUGCCACCCAGCCCUUUGCCUCCCUCCCAUGGCUGAAGAGGAGGGCGUUCCGGCCGUGCCAAGGAAAGGAGGGCUCCCUCAGGGAGGAGAGGAGAGGAGACCUGCAAAGUCCCUUGCUUGCUUCAGGGUGCAGGUCGCCUUCCUCCCUCCCCACCUCCUUUGUCUGAGGAAAGGGAAAAAUGAAGCUGAGUUUCAAUUUGAGUGAUCCUAGUCUGGAACUAUGAUCACUUCUUUUAGCUCUGGAGACAUCUUUUUAGUUUCCUGUCUGAAAAACUGCACCUUAUUAGCUUACUUGAGGAACAGGGAGAUAUCUGCAAGGGGUGGGGUGAGGAAGGGAGGGUGAACCAGGAGCUGUCUUCAGUACCUCCUGGAUUUUUCCAGAGGCCAUUUUCCUCAUCCCAUCUCCAACAGAAUGGCAACAAAAGAACUAAAAUGAUUUAGAUGGUGCUUUUGUUCUCAAAAACUCAGAAACCUUUUGAGCAGGCUGAGAUAAGAAAAUCUUUUUUCCUCACCUAGCCAGCUCUACAGCUGGGGGAACCCCAGUUCUCUUGCUGGGUUUUCAGCACCAACCUUUCCCCUCGGUGUAUGCACAUCGUUAGGAGUGUUUUGCACACCAGCUCAUCUAAUUCGGUAUGCUUCCUUUCUGUUGGGGGGGAAAUGGAGGAUGGGGUCAGUUAGAGGGGAGAGUCCUCCAUGAUUUUUGUUGUUAUCUCUUCAGUUGCUGCUGUUGUUCCUGUCAGCACGCUUGAGCAUCUGAGUCUUUGCACACAGAAAGCUUCCUUUUGCACAGAAUGAGCUUCUAGCUUUUGUACAGACUAACUGAAUGUAUUUGGGGAGUGGGGGGAAACAGGGAGUAAACCAAUUCCAAACAAACCAAUUGGAAUAUAAAUGCCUUUUCUGAGCGAGUAUGUGCUGUAAAAGGAGAUUGUAAUAGCAAAGGGAGGGCAGGUUCAAGUAUAAUUUGACACAAAGUGUGGUUUUAUUUUUGUACUGAUAUGGAUAAGAGACUGUACAGCAUCUAUUUAUUUAGAUGAUUUAUGUGGUAAAUGUUGCAAACAACAUUAUUAAAAUAUUAAAUAUGAAAACUGACAUUUA